Molecule: messenger RNA, 409 nt
Organism: Notothenia coriiceps (black rockcod)
Lineage: Eukaryota; Metazoa; Chordata; Actinopteri; Perciformes; Nototheniidae
Product: chaperone activity of bc1 complex-like, mitochondrial
Exons: 4
Biological process (GO): ubiquinone biosynthetic process
Source: RefSeq, a predicted model, not a curated record
UUUCAGACGACGCUGUCAUUAACCCUCAGUUGGCCAAAAUCUUCGAGCGAGUUCGACAGAGCGCUGACUUCAUGCCCCCCGGACAGAUGAUGAAAGCCGUGAGCAGCGACCUCGGUCCUGAUUGGAGGAGCCGUCUGGAGUUCUUCGAGGAGAAACCGUUCGCGGCGGCAUCGAUCGGGCAAGUCCACGCCGCCAGGAUGAAGGACGGACGGGACGUCGCCAUGAAGAUACAGUACCCCGGCGUGGCUCAGAGCAUCGACAGCGACGUGAACAACAUCAUGACGGUCCUGAAGCUCAGCAACAUGCUGCCUGAGGGUCUGUUUCCGGAGCACAUGAUCGAGGUGAUGAGCAGGGAGCUCGCUCUGGAGUGUGACUACAUCCGAGAGGCCGAGUGCGCCAGGAAGUUCCA